AAGAGCCACCAAAACGGCCGCCACAAUUGCCAGUGCCUCAGCAGCCGCCGCAGCUGGUGCCGUGCCCCUACCGUACGCCGAUCUCCAUCAGCAUCAGCAUCAGCAUCCGCAUUCGCAUACGCAUCCGCACCAUACGCACCACCACUUUGCUAGCACAGCUCCCCUGACCAGCACCGAUAGCUUCAAGCUGCGUUCCGAGGAACCGGUGCCGGGCUUUAGCUCGGCCUCCCCCUGGCCCACGCUCGAGCUGGGGAUGGAGUGGGGACGCAAGCUCUACCCUACCGCCGGGCCCCGGUCCGCCGGCGGCCUAAUGUUCGGCCUGCCGCCCUCAGCCGCCGACAUGAACCAGCCGCGUGGCCCCAUGACCUCGCUCAAGGAGGAGCCGCUGGGCGGACGCUGGGCCAUGCAGCCAGUCGUCGAUCAGACCAACUUGGGCAUUGGCCGCGCCCACUUUGAGAAGCAGCCGCCCAGCAAUUUGCGCAAGUCGAACUUCUUUCACUUUGUGAUCGCCCUCUACGAUCGCGCCGGACAACCCAUCGAGAUCGAGCGCACCGCCUUCAUUGGGUUCAUCGAGAAGGACUCGGAAUCGGAUGCCACCAAAACGAACAAUGGGAUCCAGUAUCGCCUGCAGUUGCUUUAUGCGAAUGGUGCACGCCAGGAGCAGGACAUAUUCGUGCGGCUGAUCGAUUCCGUGACCAAACAGGCCAUCAUCUAUGAGGGUCAGGACAAGAAUCCAGAGAUGUGUCGCGUCCUAUUGACGCACGAAGUCAUGUGCAGUCGCUGCUGUGAUAAGAAGAGCUGUGGCAACCGCAACGAGACGCCAUCGGACCCCGUCAUUAUUGAUCGCUUCUUUCUCAAGUUCUUCUUGAAGUGCAAUCAAAAUUGCUUGAAAAAUGCCGGCAACCCGCGGGACAUGCGCAGAUUCCAGGUGGUCAUCUCCACACAGGUGGCCGUGGACGGACCCCUGCUGGCCAUCUCCGACAACAUGUUUGUGCACAAUAACUCGAAGCACGGACGGAGGGCCAAGCGGCUGGACACCACGGAAGGUACAGGCAACACAUCCCUGUCCAUAUCCGGUCACCCCCUAGCGCCCGACAGUACCUACGAUGGUCUCUAUCCGCCCCUGCCGGUGGCCACGCCCUGCAUCAAGGCGAUCUCCCCGAGCGAGGGCUGGACCACUGGCGGCGCCACAGUCAUCAUUGUGGGCGACAACUUCUUCGAUGGGCUCCAGGUGGUGUUCGGCACGAUGCUCGUGUGGAGUGAGCUGAUCACGUCGCACGCCAUCCGCGUCCAGACCCCGCCCAGGCAUAUACCCGGCGUCGUGGAGGUGACGCUCUCCUACAAGAGCAAGCAGUUCUGCAAGGGAUCGCCCGGACGCUUCGUCUAUGUCUCAGCUCUCAACGAACCCACAAUCGACUACGGAUUCCAGCGCCUGCAGAAGCUCAUCCCACGCCAUCCCGGCGACCCAGAGAAGCUGCAGAAGGAGAUCAUACUGAAGCGGGCCGCCGACCUGGUCGAGGCUCUGUACUCCAUGCCCAGCAGAUCUCCGGGCGGCUCCACCGGCUUCAACUCCUAUGCCGGACAGCUGGCUGUCAGCGUGCAAGACGGCAGCGGCCAGUGGACCGAGGAUGACUACCAGCGCGCCCAAUCGAGCAGCGUGAGUCCACGCGGCGGCUACUGCAGCAGCGCCUCCACACCGCACAGCUCGGGCGGCUCCUACGGCACGUCGGCCACCACGGCAGCGGUGGCAGCCACGGCCAACGGCUAUGCGCCCACACCCAACAUGGGCACGCUCUCCUCCUCGCCGGGCAGCGUCUUCAACUCCACGUCAAUGUCCGCCGUGUCGUCGACGUGGCAUCAGGCGUUCGUGCAGCAUCAUCAUGUGGCCGCCGCACAUCCGCACCACUAUCCGCAUCCCCACCAGCCGUGGCACAAUCCAGCCGUGUCAGCAGCCACGGCGGCGGCCGUUUAAGCAACUGCAGCAGGCAGAAGCUCAUCGAAGAGCCAAUGGAGGAGUCGCACCAGAAGCAGGAGAAGGAUGAGAAGAAGGAACAGCAGGUCUGGAACUGGGAACUGGGAACUGGGAAUGGGCCGGAUAAACGACAUUUUGUUGAAAUUAAAUGCUGCUGAAACACGCCCACCCACACAGACACCAGCCCCCCAACCAACCCACACAGAAAACACAUCUAUCGACGAGGACGCCCCACAAUAAGUGGCUCUGGCUGAGCACUGAACAAAAAAUAAAAACACUUCCACCUACAAAAACAACACAGAAAACACACGAUUAACGGAGUCAGCAGCCUGAGCUUCAAUCCCUUCGCCCUGCCCACCUGCAACACCCAGGGGUACAGCACCAGUCAGCUGGUAACUUCAACCAAAUAAUAUUACUACUAAAUGAGGCUAUUGGCAGGCCAACCAAUAAUCCCCUCCCAAAUCGGAAGCUCGAAAGUGCAAUAAACAGAAAGAAAAC
Messenger RNA from Drosophila guanche, 2470 nucleotides. It is a transcript of the gene kn, whose product is annotated as transcription factor collier. Gene Ontology annotation, biological process: regulation of transcription by RNA polymerase II. Bases 254 to 1972 code for a protein of 572 amino acids. The transcript is spliced from 12 exons. Lineage: Eukaryota; Metazoa; Arthropoda; Insecta; Diptera; Drosophilidae. The record is from RefSeq and is a predicted model, not a curated record. Gene Ontology annotation, molecular function: DNA-binding transcription factor activity, RNA polymerase II-specific; RNA polymerase II cis-regulatory region sequence-specific DNA binding.